Oxyura jamaicensis (ruddy duck) is the source of this 5809-nucleotide messenger RNA. It is a transcript of the gene SLC35B1, whose product is annotated as solute carrier family 35 member B1. Lineage: Eukaryota; Metazoa; Chordata; Aves; Anseriformes; Anatidae. Gene Ontology annotation, molecular function: UDP-galactose transmembrane transporter activity; UDP-glucose transmembrane transporter activity. Gene Ontology annotation, biological process: UDP-galactose transmembrane transport. The coding region runs from base 20 to 1093 and encodes 357 amino acids. Gene Ontology annotation, cellular component: Golgi membrane; endoplasmic reticulum membrane. The record is from RefSeq and is a predicted model, not a curated record. The transcript is spliced from 9 exons.
GCGGGCGCAGGCCGGGCCUAUGAGGCCGCCCGCUCCGCCGCCGCCGCCGGGCGCGCUGCGGGAUGUGGCGCUGGAGCUGGGCCCGGCGCUGAGCGGCCCCCCCGGCACCGGCACCGCUAUGGGAGCGUCCGCGGGCGGCCCCGCGCUGCCCGAGCGCCUCCGCCUGCCCGUCUGCUUCCUGGGGGUCUUCGCCUGCUACUUCUACUACGGCAUCCUGCAGGAGAGCAUCACCCGGGGCAGGUACGGCGAGGGCGCCCAGCAGGAGAAGUUCACGUACGCCCUGAGCCUGGUGUUCAUCCAGUGCGUGAUCAACGCCGCCUUCGCCAAGCUCCUGAUCCGUUUUUUCGACUCCGUCAAAGUGGACCGGACGCAGAGCUGGCUCUACGCCGCUUGCUCGCUCUCCUAUCUGGGCGCGAUGGUUUCCAGCAACUCGGCUCUGCAGUUUGUCAACUACCCGACUCAGGUCCUGGGCAAAUCCUGUAAGCCCAUUCCAGUCAUGCUUUUAGGAGUGACUUUGCUGCGGAAGAAGUAUCCUCUGGCCAAGUACCUCUGCGUCCUCCUGAUAGUCACAGGCGUGGCCCUGUUUAUGUAUAAACCCAAAAAGGGGGCUGGAGGCGAUGACCACAUCUUCGGCUACGGAGAGCUCCUGCUGCUGCUGUCGCUGACCUUGGACGGGCUGACCGGGGUGUCGCAGGACCACAUGAGAGCUCACUACCAAACGGGUUCCAAUCACAUGAUGCUGAACGUGAACCUGUGGUCCACCCUGUUCCUGGGAGCAGGGAUUCUGUUCACCGGAGAGCUCUGGGAGUUCUUGAGUUUUACCGAGCGCUACCCCAGCAUCAUUUACAAUAUCCUGCUGUUUGGCCUGACAAGUGCACUGGGUCAGAGUUUUAUUUUCAUGACCGUGGUGUACUUUGGACCCCUGACCUGUUCCAUCAUCACCACAACGCGCAAGUUCUUCACCAUUUUAGCAUCUGUCAUUCUCUUUGCCAAUCCCAUCAGUACAAUGCAAUGGGUGGGGACGGUCCUGGUGUUCUUGGGCCUUGGACUUGAUGCCAAAUUCGGAAAGGGAGUAAAGAAGACGUCCCAUUGAGGAGCUGGUUGAUCUCUGCAGUUGGAAUGGACUUUUAAUUUAUUGUCUUGUACCUCAAAAUCUGUUAUGAAACUGGACUCAGGAUAGGUAAUUAGAAGGGGAAUGUUUGGAUUUUUGGAUUUUUUUUUGUUUGUUUUAGUUUUUUAAUUUUGAAUUGUCCUUAAGUGUAAUACUUCAGUUUUAACUGUAAUCAAACAUUUUUUUUUCUGUAAUCGAAGCUGCGUUACUAGAUCCUAGCAGCAGGAUGAAAUUCUUGCCUUAACAGGAAAAAAAAAAAAUCAUAUCUUUAUUAAAGAAAAGGAGACAAUGGCCGCUUUUCCGGAACUUUAAUUUCAGUACCACAGGCUGACCUUGGGGAUGAAGAGCACACCCCUCUCCGAGGAGAGAGGUGGUCUUAGAACGACGUUAGCUCUUUGGUGCAGCCUGGAAAGAUCCCUGAAAUGCCUGUGUUGAAGAGAAGCCCCUCUUCUGAUCGUAUGAUUUUUUUUCUUCGUAAUUGCGUUGUUGGAGCAGCCAGACAUUCUUGCACUAAUAUAAACGUGUAAACAUUGAGUUGCAUUACAUUCUUUAUCCGAGCCCUUCUAGAACAGAAGCAACUCUUGGCAUAUGGAAAAGGUUUACAGGAAACCCGUUUAACCGCUGGGGCUGCAAUUAAUUCUUUUCAUCCCCCCCCUGCUGCUGAAGGACCAGGACCCUCUGCUGCUCAAACCAUGCCAAGGUUGCGCGACGACGGCUUCUAAAUGUUGAAAGGACCCUUGUUAAUUAACCACCAUCACGGUGAGCUUGAGAACACCCGCUCCUGAGCACAGGCUAGGUCCCCGGUGUCGUAGGGGGAGGAGUUGUCAUCAUAAUGAUGCCUUCGGAGUUGGAGAGCAAAAUUCUCCAAAGAAUGAACUUUACACAUGAAAGCACGUUUCUACCAGCUGUCGCUUGGUCUCCAUCUGUUCGGUGGCUUUGGCCUUUUGCCCCUCCAGAUGGGAUCUUGAUCUCUUUCCUGAGCGGCUGUUGUAAGUCUCCGUUUCUAGCCCCUGCUGUCCCUGCCCCUCCAGUGCUUCUUACAACUUCUUGGGCCUCAAAUUUGGUUUUCAUUUAAUCCGUCUCGUUGUCCUGUAGCUCUACUCAAACAGCACGUUUCUUGCAAAAUUAAACCCGAGGAUAUUAAAGGGUUUUACUCUGUCACCUUCACCCCUUUAUUAACUUGCAUUGCCUUAAAGGUCAAGUGCUAAGUAGCAAACAAACAUGUUCUCGGUGGUAGAGAAUCCUGAAGUAAAAGCUUCUGUGACUUAACUCCAUGAGUACUGCCUGAUGAACGCCCUGUGCUGGCAUCUGCUACUGGAUGAAGAUUCCAGCUUCCCCGAAGAUUUGUCCUUCACAGUAUUUCUAAGGUAAUGAAUGCUAUUUACCAUUUAUAAAAGGGAGCAAAGAAAUUGAAUGCCUUGUCCACGAACACUGUGUCAUGGAUAGGAAUUCUCUCCCGUGUCUUCAUCAUAAAACCAUCUUCUUUUCUGUUUGUAGGACCUGGUGGGAUAGAGGGGUGUAUCUUAAAUUUAACCAAUUCUCAAACUCAGCAACCAAAAUCAGCAAAAAUAUUCUCAGUUUUACAGACUUGUUUUCCCUCCUGUUGCAUUAGUAAUCUAACGGAGGAAUAGAUGCCCUGAAAAAUGCACUAUAAAUCACUUACUCCCCCAGUUGUCUACCUCCAUGUGAUCGUCAUGAAAACUCUGUUCAGAAACACCGUCCGUUAGGUCACGGCUGUUCCAAACCGCAGCUCUGCUCUAGAGCGCGUGCUCCAAAUAAAAUGGAUUCAUUCUGGUUUGAUGCCACGGAAGUAGAGUUGCUCGUUAGCAGGAAUUCUUUAGCGACCAAAGCUUUUAAGAAAGUGGAUGAUCAGUAGGUGAGGGACUGAGAUAGCAGCAGCCUUUCCCCGCUGUUCUGCCAGCCUGUUAGCAGUGAUCUUUCUGUACAGCAUCUCAAGCCAAGUUUGCCUCUUGAGGACUGGGCAGGAGGAGGUAACUUCUGAGCUAGUUCUGGGCUAGGAAGACUGCUCUUCCUGCACUAUUUUUCCCCUCUUGCCCCAGGUCUUCAGUGUAGCUUUAGGAGAGACAGUGUCUUUAAAAAUUAACGAACCCAGUCUUUGUGUUGCUAGUUGUUUCCUUAACCACUGAAAAGAAGCUACCGUAGGCUUAAGGGAUGUUUUGGUCAAAGGCACAGAUCUGUCCCCUUCCCCACACUGCAGCAGCCUGGAGAACCCGCAGAAAGAAAAAAGCUGCGAGCUUUCUAGGGCCUAUUUUCUGAGCCAAGAUUUGUCUUUACCAGUAUCUUCAACUUGUCUGUAUUCAGAGCACAGAUUUAAAGAUCAGGCUGCCAAGAAGAAAGAAAAUAAAGGAGAUUUUCUCUCUCCUGAUUUCUGAAGCUGCCUUGACCCAAUUUAGCUCUAAAGCCUGUUCCUGGGAUGGCUCCAACUUGGUUCUUGCUGCACCUCCAAAUCUUAAGUCAAUAAGAAAUUCUAAAACAAAGGCAGCUCUUGUACCUUCCUCGAGUCUGAACCCUUCGGAUUUCCUUGGACAGCUCUCUGGCUGUCUCUGCUCCAGACUCGUGUACUGCGAGAUCCCAGAGGAGGCUACAAAAGCAAUUCAGGAAGCUAUUUUCAAAUCAGCACUGGCUUUUCUUCUUGGAUGCCACAAAACAGGUCUCCAGCUUUGAGCUGCCAGGAGGACUGCUGUAAUAGCUCUCCCCCGUGACAGACUGCUUACCACGUUCUCAGAAGCCUGCCUGCUGGUGGCUUUUGGUUGCUUGAGUCCAGCUGUCUCUAGGUAAAGACAGGUAAACUCCAAAGGAACUGGGUUAGGGGCUGUUAAGGUUUUCACCCUGCGCUCCGUUUUCCUGCUAGAAAUGUUAACUCUUCUUGGAGGCACCUGUUGCGGAGGAAUAGCCUUUUAAUAGGGUGGGUUUUUUUGACUUUGUUCUCUUUUCCUAUAAACAAUGAAAGUAUCUUCAACCAGUGGGCAGAAGGCAGAGACUGAAUAGGAAUGCUUGAAUUUCUGUUUUAGUGUCAGAAAAGGCUUCCUGUCUUUAACAAAGAGAUCAGUAACCUACAAAGCACUGACAGAGCUUAUUUUAAUUUUUCUAGACACUGCAUAACAUCGAGGGUACAGCUGUGCAAGCCAGUCUUAAACGUAGUUGUUGCUGUCCAGUUAUGUUUUGCUUAUUGGAAGGACGUGUUUUGUGGCAGCAUGUGCAUCUAGAAGCAGUUCAGUGGCUUCAGGGAUUAAAGCACAGCACCCAAGUUCUCUGCCCACAGUCUGGGCAUCACCAGUUCUGCUACCUCACUUUGUGUGCGCCUCGGCUGUUUUAGAUAUCCUCCAGUUUACCAGAGAUAAAGUAGGUGCAAGUCCAGUACAGUUCAAAACAAAACCCCACUUCUUUUAGCCCUGUGUGCUUGAUUUGUCACUUAUUUUUCUUUCCCCAACUGCAAGCAAAGAAAAAUCUUAUUGUGAUAGUGAAAUAUUGUCCAAAAUGAGAAUCUUAAGUAUAAACCCACGCCCUUUGCAGCCAGGUGCUUUGAACACCAGCUCUGUAACGUUUUUAGUAGGGGCUGAAUUCCCAAGGAGUUACUAAAGGGAGUGCCUGUGGCUUGCUUCUCCAUGGGCAGAUGAGCAGUCUUUUUCUGAGUCAAGAGGAAGGGAAAUCAGCUGAGUAGCAGAUGAACUUAUGAAGUGCCUUAGACAAAGCCCUGCAAGUGCAAAUUACAAAGGUCAAGCAAGUUGUGAAACCAUUCCACCUUCCUCUCUCCUUUCUGUUGGGUCCAGUGCCCCAGCCCUGAGUCCAUUCAUGACUCAGCCAGUUACCAGCAGGGGGAACUCUUAUUUCAAUAAUUUUCAAGAAAUAUGAGAAAAACAACAAAAAAUGCUCCUUGUCUAAUUAGCAAUAGAAUUGUACUUCCAAAGUCUUUGUGCUUACGGUAAAAAUAGAAUGUAGAAAUCAAGGGCUUCCUCCAUAUUUAUUGUGCUUAAUUUUUGGCCAUCAGCAGAGACCAGAUUGAAGUGGUGAGGAGCUUGAAGUCGAUCUGUUCAGCAGGACAGCCCUUCAUUGCAAGCAGCAUAUGCAUAAAGAAGCGUGUGGGCACCCGCGUGUCCUCUUGUCCUCAUGCAGCACAAAUAGCUGGCUCCCUGCACAGCAGCAGCCAUGGGCAUCACAGUUGAUGUUUUCGAAAACAUCUCUGCCAGAAUUCUCCUAGGAACCUUGUCAGUUCUUGGUGGUUCCAGGGAGAUGAGAAGUCAUGCUCAUACUGAGAAUAAACAGCAGAUUACAUUGCUGCGGUGUUUGUGCCUGUUGCCCCUCCAGGAGGAACUCGUUGAUGUAUCAGCUAAGAAAGGUGAAGUUUUAUUUCACAGCUAACUGAGACAUGGCAUCCGCAGGGGGGGAAACUUGGCAGCUGCUUUCCUUUUCCUUUCAUCUUCCUUGGCUUUAUGAGCUCCCUCUGCAACUCCAUCAACAGAUGUUUAAAAAAUAGAAAAUGUUUAGAGAGUAUAGAGAGUAAGUUAGGUGGUAGCGUAUGUGCAUGUGUUUUGUAGGAGCGUAUCUGAUUGUUUCAUGCUGGUAAUUUGAUGGUCACGGGAUAGUAAAGACUCAUGCUCAAAUGACAAUAGUUUAAGAGAGAACGAAGUUAUUGGUACUGCUUUGAGAGCAACGAGUUACCAAUCUUAAAGAUGCCAU